This is a messenger RNA of Camellia sinensis, 3028 nucleotides long. RefSeq lists its product as uncharacterized. Lineage: Eukaryota; Viridiplantae; Streptophyta; Magnoliopsida; Ericales; Theaceae. Gene Ontology annotation, biological process: protein phosphorylation. Gene Ontology annotation, molecular function: ATP binding; protein binding; protein kinase activity. The record is from RefSeq and is a predicted model, not a curated record.
UUGAAAUCACUCCAGGACCUAAGCUUUGAAAUCAAAAAUCUUAAUGGCUCAAUUCCAACAUCUUUUGGUGAUUUGAGCUCCCUAACACUCCUACAUCUUUGGAAUAAUCAACUCUCUGGUUCAAUUCCUAAAGAACUAGGAAAUUUGAAGUUCCUCGCCGAUCUGGAAUUGAGCGAAAAUCAACUCAGUGGUCCUAUUCCUGCUUCAUUAGGCAAUUUGUCUAGGUUAGAAAAACUUUUCCUUCGUUCCAACCAACUUUCCGAUCCCAUUCCACAUGAAUUUGGCAAUUUGAAAAACUUGCUUGUACUAGAAAUGGAUGACAACCAGUUUUCUGGCAAUCUCCCAGAGCUUUGCCAAGGUGGUAAACUUAUGAACUUCACUGUGAACCACAACCAGCUCACAGGUACAAUUCCCCAAAGUUUGAAAAACUAUUCAAGCUUAGCCAGAGCUCGCUUUGAUGAAAACCAAUUCAUUGGAAAUAUAUCCGAAGAUUUGGGCACUAAUCCAAACCUGGUUUACCUAGAUCUAAGUAACAACAAUUUUUAUGGCAAAUUCUCAGAAAAUUGGGAAAUAUUCCCAAUUUUGACACUCCUAAAAAUAGCAAGAAAUAACAUCACUGGUAGCAUUCCACCAGGGUUUGGAAAGUCAACACGGCUAGAACGACUUGAUUUAUCUUCAAAUCGUUUAGUUGGGGUGAUCCCAAAGGAAUUUGGAAAGUUGACUUCUUUGGAGUGGCUAAUUUUGGCUGAUAAUCAACUUUCGGGUUGGAUACCUCAAGAACUCAGAUCACUAACUAAGUUGUUGAAACUUGAUCUAUCCACAAACAAAUUUAGUGGGCCAAUACCAGGUAUUUUGGAGAACUAUCAAAUUUUGUUUUACUUGAACCUGAGCAACAACAUGUUCAACCAGAAAAUUCCAUUACAGAUUGGUAAGUUAUUUCAACUAAACGAGAUGGAUCUGAGUAGUAAUAUUCUCAUAGGAGAAAUGCCAUUGGAAAUCACAAAUUUGCAGAGCUUGGAGAAGUUGAACCUCUCGCACAAUAAACUCUCUGGUCUCAUUCCAAAGAGUUUUGAAGAUAUGCGUGGCUUGGUGUAUGUUGAUAUAUCGUACAAUCAGUUGCAAGGUCCUAUUCCCAUGAGCAACGCCUUUAUGAAUGCAUCAAUAGAAGCACUACAAGGGAACAAAGGUCUGUGUGGAAAUUUCAAAGGCCUGCAGCCUUGCAAAGUUCCUUCUGCAUUGCACAAACUCACUCUAGAAAAAAGGACACUUGUUCUUGUAAUCGUGCUCCCUCUUGGUGGAGCACUCUUACUUCUAGGUGCAUUCGUUGGACUUCUCAUCAUGUUCAAUUCAAGAAAGACAAAGUCACACGUGGAAGAGGGUGACACCCAACCCCCGAAAGAUGAUUUGUUGUCGAUAGCAAUAUUCGAUGGAAGAGCAAUGUACAAUGACAUUGUACAAGCUACCAACGAUUUUGAUGCCACAUAUUGCAUUGGAAAAGGAGGAUACGGAACUGUCUACAAAGCGAAGUUACCAUCAACUAAUAUAAUAGCUGUGAAGAAACUUCAUCCGUUAUCCGAGAGGGCUGAUAGGAAAGAUUUCUUAAAUGAGGUAAGGGCAUUGACAGAAAUUAAGCAUCGAAACAUAGUGAAGCUUUUUGGGUAUUGUUCACAUGCUCGAUACUCUUUUCUAGUUUAUGAGUACCUCGAAAGAGGUAGUUUGGCUACAAUUUUUAACAAAGACGAAGAAGCUAAAGAAUUGGAUUGGCCUAAGAGGGUGAAUAUUAUUAAGGGUGUGGCAAGCGCUUUGUCAUACAUGCACCAUGAUUGCACACCGCCUAUUGUUCACCGAGACAUUUCCAGCAACAAUGUUCUAAUUGAUGAGGAGUAUGAGGCUCAUGUUUCGGACUUUGGCACUGCCAAGCUUUUGAAGCUAGAUUCCUCUAACUGGAGUGCAUUUGCAAGAAUAUACGGAUAUGUUGCACCAGGUAAACAUAGUUUUAUGCUCUCCUAAAUUGGCAUAGAAUCUAAAGCAUAACAAAACAAGUGCAUUACCAUGUCUCUCUUUUCUUGUAGAGCUUGCUCACACAAUGAAGGUAAUUGAAAAGUGUGAUGUCUAUAGCUUUGGUGUGUUAGCACUGGAAGUGAUCAAAGGAAAGCAUCCGAGAGACUUCAUCAUGUCCCUGUUGACCCCGACUAUUGAGAACAUACAGCUAAAGGAUGUGUUGGACCAACGCCUUUCACCUCCCUCCCCUAAAGUUGACGAGGUAGUGAUGUGUAGUGUAAAAUUGGCAAUCGCAUGUUUGUAUGUCAAUCCACAAUCUAGGCCAACCAUGCACAUUGUUUCUCAAUUGUUAUCCACCCGAAAAUUUCUGUAGAGCCUCACCUAUGUGCACCGAAUUGCUGCCAAUGAAAAUGUGCAGAAUUGAUCCCUUUCUAUUCUGCAUAUUUUUUCGUGCACUAAUUUUGUGCACUUAGCAAAACUCAAGCCUCAAAGACAGUGCAAAGCUAUUUUGUUUAGUAAGGAUAUGCUAGAUAUUAGAUAAAACCCAAUCGUCUCUAUUACCCACUAAAAUAUACUUUUCAUAUAGGGAUUUUUAUUGUAAGAAUAAAUACUUAAGAGUGAAAAUCAAUAAAAAGAGAGGUGUACCCUUAGGGCCUUUGUGCGCCAUGUGUGUAUGGUAGUAACCGAACCACACACAUAUGGUGUGGUUUCUCUCUUUAUUGUCAUCUUAUUUAUUUUAUUUUGUGUUGCUUUUAUUUUUAUUUUUCUUGCAUAUAUACCUACCUUGUAGCACCAAAAAUUGUUGGCUUCUUUUAUAUUGAUUUCGAAGAGCAAUGUUCCCGGUAUAAAUUACCAAAAUGGUUCAAAUUUGAUAUUGGUGGUGAUGAGUUUGUGGCGGUGAUUCUACAAGAAGUUAGGUCUUGAAUGACAAAGUUUUUUUUGUCUCCAAAGAGCUAAUUUCGUCACUAUAGAUAUUUGUGAGGAAAUAUUUUCUUCACCAAUUUCGUCAUUGAAUGUUUGUCACUAA